AUGGUGCGCACUGUAGAGAAGGAUCAUGAUCUAAAAGGACUGUCAAACGAGGCUUGUUUUGCACUAAUUAGAAGGCAUGCUUUCAAAGAUGGAAAUUCAUCUGAAGCAAAUCAAAAGAUGAAAGUGUUUGGACAAGAAAUUGUGGAAAAAUGUAAAGGUUUACCUUUGGCUGUAAAGACACUUGCAAGUCUCCUGCGAGAUAAAAGUGAAAACAGUGAGUGGGAAGAUAUUUUGGAUAAUGAAAUAUGGGAUUUAAAAGAGAAUAACAUUCUUCCUUCGCUCAUGUUGAGCUACCAUCAUCUUUCACCGAUUCUGAAAAGAUGCUUUGCCUAUUGUGCUUUGUUUCCCAAAGAUUACGUAUUUAACAAGAUCGAAUUAGUCAUUUUGUGGAUGGCGGAAGGUAUUGUUCAGCCAAUACCAAAAGGAAAGAAACGGGUGGAAGAUAUAGGGGCUGCGUAUUUUGAUGAACUAUUUAUGAAGUCUUUCCUUGAGUUAUCUUAUCGUCCUCCUAACAAUAUGACAUCCCCUUUCCAACAAACUACAUUAUAUGAAAUUGACAAGAAGUUCUAUGACUUAUCAAAAGAAUUUCACAUCAAGUCAUUUUUUGAGUCAUCCAGUAACACGGGAUCAGGAUUUGUGAUGCAUGAUUUAAUCCAUGACUUGGCAGAAUUUGUUUGCAGUGGAAUAUAUUGUAGGAGUGAAGAGUAUGAUAAGACAUCCGAAGUUGUUACAACAACAACCUGUCACUUGUCCUACCUUAUGGACAAUUGUAAUGUUGAAGCGAUAGAAUCUGAAGCCAUGAAUAAAAGCUUAUGCACCCUUCUAGAUCUAAAAGUACAUUAUAUUGGUUCUCCUCACCAAUUUUUACCCACCAUGCAAUUCCAAUUCCAAUUCCUACGGGUGCUAUGUUGUAGAGGCUAUAGAAAAUUUGAGUUGCCCGAUUCAAUUGGCAAGUUGAAACAUCUAAGGCUUCUUGAUCUCUUGUGUUCUGCGAUUGUGAGAUUACCUAACUCAAUUACAAGUCUUUACAAUCUACAAACAUUGAUCCUAAUUGAUUGUAAACGUCUUAAAGAGUUUCCUGAAGACAUGGGUUAUGAGAACGAGACAAAAGCCAUAAUGGACAAUUUAAAGAACAACACACACCUUCUUGGGCUACGAUUGCGGUGGAGUGCUUAUGAAGAUGAGGAUAGUUUUCCUGAUUUUGGAAGAGAUGAAAAAGUAGAGGAAGAUGUAGUUGAGCAAUUACAACCUCCUACAAAUCUUAAAGCACUGUGGAUUAAAAACUAUGGUGGUAUGAGAUUCCCGAGCUGGAUAGAGCAUCAUUCCUUCUCUAAUUUAGAGAUUGUGAGUCUCAUUAAUUGUCGCAAAUGCAGGUCCCUGCCUUAUCUUAGGCAAUUGCCCUUGCUCAAACACCUAGUGAUCUAUGGUUGCAAUGCUAUAAUAAUUGUGGGAAGUAAAUUAUGUGGGGAUGGUUCAUCAUCAUCAGCUAAUAAGCAAUUUCGAUCAUUAGAAACAUUACAUAUUGAACACAUAAAAGAGUGGGAAGAGUGGAUUGAAGUGGUUGAAGAAGAAGAAAGCAGAGGACAAUUCCCUUGCCUCCGUAAGUUGAGUAUAAGUAGUUGUCCCAAGCUAAGGAUGUUUACUCAUUGCCUCCCUAUCUUAGUGGAACUGAAAAUAAGUGAUUGUAACGACCUAAGUGAACUACCACGGCUUCUUCCUUCAUUACAACGACUCAUUAUCUAUAAAUGUCCAAAAUUGGUGGUAGUUCCAAGUCUUCCAUCAUCCAUUGAGCUGUUGUAUUUGUUCAAAUGUGACCUCAUAACAACAUUAUCUUCAUCGUCAUCAGCCCCAUGUGUAUAUAACUCAUUCCCUCGUCUCCAAGAACUUGAAAUCAUAAGUUGCCCUGCUCUUGUGACCUUCCCACAAACAAUGUUCUCAACUGCAUUUCAAAAAUUGGAGAUAAGAGAUUGCAAGAAUCUAGAGGCAUUGCCCAUUCCGGGAUUACUACACAACCUCACAUCCGUCCAAUCAUUAGCACUUUGUAACUUAAACUUCCUACUGGAUGGACUUCAAGAACUCACUUCCCUUCAAAAUCUUGAAAUCACAAGUUGCCCUGCUAUUGUGUCCUUCCCGGAAAUAGGAUUAUCCAAUAGGCUUCAACUAUUGAAGAUCAAAGAUUGCAAGAAUCUAGAGCCCCUGCCUAUGGGACUACUGCAAAACCACACAUCCCUCCAAUCAUUAGCACUCUGUGGAUUGCCCAACCUAAACUUCCUACCUGAUGGACUGCACAAACUCACGUCCCUCAAUAUAUUAGAAAUCAAAGAGUGCCCUGCUCUUGAGUUCUUUCCAGAUAUGGAGUCACCCACCUCGCUUUUGUUUCUAUCGAUUCAAAAAUGUGGGAAACUGAGGUUUUCGCCCAAGUUGCUGCACAAACUCACACAACUUCAACACCUGACGAUAGUGGAAUGCUCUUCUCUCAUGGACUGCACGAAUCAAGAACCCCUCCUUUACUGUUUUCGUAAUCUCACCACUCUUCGAUCUCUCACUAUUGGUGGAUGUCCUGAUCUCGUCUCCAUUCCAAAGAGCAUGUUUCCCACCAAUCUUAGGGAUUUGGAGAUCAGGGACUGCCCAAUUCUUGAAUCCGUACACAACGGAUUCCCUGACGUUACCUCUCUUCGAUCUUUGUCUAUCGAGAAGUGUCCAAUGCUAGCACAGCAGUGCCGAGAUAAGAAAGGAGAAGAGUGGUCCAAGCUUUCCCAAUCCCAAAUCCUCCGUAUAUUAAUAAUAGGAGAAAAUUUUUUUAAGCAAGAAAGACACGGAGAUGACUCGUAAUUACAAUGGGAACAGAGAGUUUGUCCAAUUCUCGUCACCGCUCGUCUCCUGAGCGUGUCCAAGAGUUUGUGAAAGGAGCUUGUUACUGGUUGCCGUGAACACUCUCCACCGUAACGCCUAAGGUUCAGGUUACUGGAGCCACUGUCCAAAUGCUGUACAAGUCAAGCAGGCUUUUGGACUCAGGAGAAUUAAACCUCGAAGAUAAAGCUUAAUCCAGAUCAAAAUAAAAGUUCAUUCUUCGGAAAAUAUGAAACUAUAAUUUCACCAGUCUUCGAUCUCUCAAAAUUGGUGGAUAUCUUGCUCCCGUGUCCAUUCCAAAGACCAUGCUUCCUACCAGCCUUAGAUCCAGAAUUGUCUGAUGCUAGAAAAACGGUGCCAAGAGAAGGAAGGGGAAGAGUGAUCCAAGGUUUCCCAAAUCCCUAAAAAAACAAUAGGUAGCCAAAUUCAAUAAAGCUUAACCACUUUAAGUUAGAGGAUGACGAGAUGUGAAGAGAAUGAUUUGAUGACACUACAGACAUACAGGGUAGAUCAUUAUUAUUAUGGGAAUUUUUCUAGAUGGAAUGCUUCUCUUCGAAAAUGCUCAUCAACCACGCAGAGUCAUGGCAGCGUCAAGUGGAUGUCAGAGCAGUUAACCUAAGAAUCGACUUCAACCUUAGCAACUUUUACUGGGUGCAGAAUGAAGUACUGAAAUUUAGUUAGCUGCAUAGUGGAUGCCUAAAGUAUUGGUAGCUUCCUUAGCACACUAACAGUUGGGACAAUGAUAUGUGUCUGAACUUCAAUUCAGUGGAGUAGGAUGGCAGCUACAUCAAAAUCAGCAUCAGCCGCUGUGGGAAGUUGUUGUCCUGCAACCACCAAUCUGGGAGAGAGACAAUUACUGCAAUUACGAUCCAUCACAUAACUCUGUUUUCAGUUACCACUCCUCUGCUGACUUGGGACAAGGCGGAGAUGAAGGUAGAGCAUGUCAAGUCAUAAACCAUACCAAGAACAUUGGCCACAUCCAAAGCUCUUACAAUAUGAGGGUUAAUUACAGUUGACGCUGUUUGAUUAUGAGGUUGCAAGGAAACUGGUGAAUUUGGGGAGGACAAGGAGCCAGAGGAAGAAAGGGAGUGCCAUGAAGGCCUGAGAGGUCUGGUUGGUUCAAAUGAAAUAGAAAAAAUUCAGUUUUCAAUAGGGACCCAAUGGCUGAGGGAUCGAAAGUUUUUUAGCAACCUAGACGAUGCCAGCUUUCCCAGUCAUGGUGAAUCGAAGUGCAACUGUCCAUUGAGCUUGGAGCUACAGGUAUGUUUUUUGGUGUGAUAUCAUUGCUUCCCUUGAUAACACCGGCGGUUAUUUUCUUGUUAAUGGACAACCUACAUUGGAUGCUGUGAGAGGAUAUGCUCUUUCUCUGGUUGGCCCGAUCAAUCUUGAAAGCUCAAAACCGAAUAUGAUUUAGUUGUGCUAUACUGGAAAAACAAAAUUGGUUUCAAUCCUGAAUUUCGAGGUCUUUUCAAGCUUGCUACUUCAAUUGCAUCUCCGUUUACUGCAGAAGAUUUUCUAGUGGCAAUAAUUAUAGGUGCAGCUCUUAGUGUGACACAGGUUUUCCUUAUUACUGUACUAAAUCGGCAGUUUGUUAUAAGUUAUGAGUGGUUCUCCAUUGGAGAUUCUCUGAUAAUAACUCUACUUGGUCGGGGGAAAAAAAAAUUGGUCCUUCAACUGUGGGAAUUUUGUGUAUCAAAAGGAUUUAAUUUUCUGUUGUGAUUUGGGGUUAUGUUUUUGACUUUUCCACCCUCAUUUGAUAUGGAAGGAGGAAUUUGCAAAAAUUAGCUGUCACCAUGGAUUUCUAGGGUAACUUCUUUUGGAAUUUUGUAUACAAUAUUUGGAAGGUUCAUUGAUUUGCCAGA
Molecule: messenger RNA, 4712 nt
Organism: Macadamia integrifolia
Lineage: Eukaryota; Viridiplantae; Streptophyta; Magnoliopsida; Proteales; Proteaceae
Product: putative disease resistance protein At3g14460
Exons: 12
Coding region: 1-2832 (943 amino acids)
Biological process (GO): defense response to other organism
Molecular function (GO): ADP binding
Source: RefSeq, a predicted model, not a curated record